Molecule: messenger RNA, 845 nt
Organism: Jaminaea rosea
Lineage: Eukaryota; Fungi; Basidiomycota; Exobasidiomycetes; Microstromatales
Exons: 1
Coding region: 44-805 (253 amino acids)
Molecular function (GO): sphingosine-1-phosphate phosphatase activity
Source: RefSeq, a predicted model, not a curated record
GUCAUCCCCCCACGAGUCCGAGUCACAAGCCACGACAGCAAACAUGGCUGCCACCGAUGUCAGGCACAGGAAGGGCAAGGCAACCGCAGUCAAGAAAGCAGAGGAUGAAGCAGUCUCAUCAUCAUCAUCAUCAUCACCGUCCCAUGGCCGUCACGAGAACCGUGGUCAUCGCCUGUUUCGUGCGACGCCAUCCUCACAUACAGCCCCGACCCCCUUGCUACGCUUCCUCCGCUACACUCAGGGCGUCACCACAGCCGUGACGGCCGUCAGUAUACUCGGUUGGAACGCACGUGUCGAGUCUGCUUGGUACCUCUUUGGCGCCCUGGCCACUAGUACAGCCGCAAAGACGCUCAAGACGAUGAUCAAGGACCCGAGGCCAGAGGGAAGCGCGGUCAAGACUCAUGGUAUGCCAUCCACCCAUAGUGCGACAGUGAGCUUCAUGACUUGCUACGUGCUGGCCUACCCGCUAGUCAAAGUGGUGCAACAUCGUGGGGACGUACUGGCGGCGUUGACACCCUGGGAGAUGUGCUACUCUGCCGUGCUGGCCACCUUCCUUCCCUUAGUCAUGUGGUCGCGCGUCGCACUGGGUGUGCAUUCGGGCAAGCAGGUCAUCAUCGGUGGAUGUUUGGGGCUGGUAGUAGCAAAUGGGGCUUGGCAGAUCUGGAAUGCGGACACGAGCUGGGGUGGGGGCAGGCCGUUGAGGAUGCAUGAGAAGGUAGAGCAGUGGGAUCAGUGGAUCACGGCGGCUAGGCUCAUUGUGAUCGACGGAUUGAAGUGGGUUGCAGAUCGUGUUGCGGUGGUGUAGCAGCAUUUCGUGAAUAUGAAGCAUCCUUUGUGUACAGCCA